GACAAUUCCCCCCCCCCACUAACCCUCCCUUUUUAUGUGGGGCUGGAAGCCUCCAAUCAGAGCGCCUCCAGAUGCUUCCCAAACUAAUCCCAAGAAGAGUUAUAAAUCUCUCCCGGAGUUGUUCCUCGUCGCUCCUCUUCGGAUUCUGGGCUCCUGAGCUCAUGCAGAGUGUCGUCCCCUCCGGCAGGGACCGGACGGCCGCCCCGAAUCCCACCGUGGGGCUUCUCUCAGAAAUGGGGCAAGCGGUCUUUCCAUGUGCCAGGAAAUUUCUGGGCAUCCUGGCAUGGCUUUCCAUCUGGCAGACGCUGGCAGUGGACGAUGGGCGCUGGUGUGAGAGACUGGUCCAGGUGCGGGAAGAAGAUGUGGUGAGCGUGCGACGGGAAAACGUGGUGCCUUGCGUGGAGGUCUACCACUACACCAGGGCCGGUUGGCACCUCGACCGGGACAGGACCCGCCGAGACUCCGGGCCAGGGGGGACCCUGUGCUACAUUUACAAGAACGAGGACCCCGGGCCCGUCGCUUGGAACCGGACGGUGCGCGCAUGCUGUGACGGUUGGACAGGGCCCCACUGCAGCGAGGGAAUGGCGUCGGCGGGCUUCUGUUUCUCCACCGGGCAGUGCCAGGACGGGCCCAGGUUGCAAAACCUCUCGCUCUUCGGCAUGUCCGAAUGCUGCAGCCUCUCGUGGGGACGCAGUUGGCGAAAUGCCACUUCCGGGCUCUGCUUUACCUGCUCUAGGGAGCCCCUGAAAGGCGCUGUGCCUCUGCCGUCCCUCCUCCGGCCACCCACCUCCUCGGUGCUUCUGGCUCAACAGAGAUACCAUAAUCCCCCCUUCGCCACCUGUCUCACCUGGGACGGUUUGCAUUACCGCACCUUCGACGGGAAACAUUUCCGCUUCGGGGGGAACUGCACCUACGCCCUGGCCGCGGCUUCCGACGGCACCUGGGCCGUCUACGUCUCCUCCGGCAGCGGGGGCUGUGUGCCGGGCCAGUGCCGACGGGAUCUCCGCAUCCUUUUCGGACUUGACUUGGUAACGGUUCACGGCCGUAACGUCUCGCUGAACGGCGUCGUGGUGCCCGAGAGGGAGCCGCUCCUGCGAAAGGGGAUCAGCGUCUGGUGGCUGGGGGACUUCCUUUUUGUGGACAGCGGCCUGGGGGUCCGGGUCAAAUUUGACGGACGCAGCACGGUGCACGUCACUGUCGGGAUCGCCCUGCAAGGCGCCACCCAUGGGCUGUGCGGCGUCUACAACGACAACCCUGCAGAUGAUUUCCAGCGCGUGGGAGGGGACGUGGUCACGCUGGCGGCCAGCUUUGGCAACUCGUGGCGCAUUCCAGAGACCGGGUUGAGCCUGUGCAGAGACGCCGUGGAGGGGCCGCACCGCUGUGACGCUGUGCAGGACGGCGAUGUUCAGGAGGCCGCUGAGACUACUUGCCAAAAGUUACUCUCUCGUCCUUUCAGCCAGUGUCAUAUGCAGGUGGACCCCCACAGUUUCUACGACACAUGCAAGUAUCUGUUGUGCAGCCGAUGGGCAGGUCCCGUUGCCGCCUGCGAGACCUUUGCCAGCUACGCCCGCGAGUGCGCCCAGAGAGGGGUCUUCAUCAACUGGAGAAAGGCUGGUUUUUGUGAGAAGCCGUGUGGACCGGGACAACGCUACAUGGAUUGUGUGUCCUCCUGUCCGGCCAGCUGCGCAGCGGUGGGCACUGUGGCCGGAGACCUCUGCCGACAGGAAUGCGUGAGCGGCUGCGAAUGCGUCCCGGGACUCUAUCUGGAGGAGGGGUCUUGCGUCCCCCAAAGCCGGUGUCCCUGUUUUCACCACCGGCAGAAGUUCCGCUCGGGAGAGACCCUACAACAGCGUUGCAACCUGUGCACGUGCCGAGCGGGUCAGUGGGUCUGCUCUCAGGAUCGGUGCGCCGGGGAAUGCAUCCUCCACGGACACCUUCAUUACCUGACCUUCGACGGGAAGCGUUACUCCUUCCGUGGCGUCUGCCACUACGUCCUGGUGCAGGAUUUUACGAACGGGAAAAUCCAGAUCCAAGUGGAGAACGAGCCAUGCGGGAACCAGGGAGCAGUCAGCUGUCUCCGGGCUGUGACCAUCACUGUACAGAAGACCUCGGCCCGGCUGUCCUUCUCAGGGGCCGUCUCAGUGAAUGGCCAGGACGUCGCCCUCCCAUUCGGCAACGCUGACCUGACUGUCCGCCGUGCCUCCUCCGCCUUCCUGCUCCUCCAGGCCUUCGGGGCUCACCUGUUCUGGGGCUUGGAGUUCCCCGCCGCCUACAUCACUCUCCAGCCCAGCUUUGCCCACAAGGUCCGAGGCCUUUGUGGGACCUACAACUGGAACCAGCAGGACGAGUUUACCACCCCGGAGGGUGACGUGGAGCCUGGCGUGGCUGCUUUUGCCCACAAGUUCCAACUCCCCCAUGCCUGUCCCCCCACUGCGGACGUCCUCUUCGAUUCCUGCAGCACCUACACCCAACGGCGGCAAUACGCUGAGACAGCUUGUGCGGCUGUCCACAGCGCACCCUUCCAGCUCUGUCACAACCUAGUAGAGCGGGAACCCUUCUACCAGAUGUGUCUGGAGGACGUGUGCAGCUGUUCAGCUGAGGAUGACUGUCUUUGUGGUGCCCUGGCUGCCUAUGCCCACCAGUGUGCCAAGGAGGGAGCCCUCGUGGCCUGGAGGAACCAGAGCUUCUGCCCGGUGCAGUGCUCUGGGGGCCAGGUCUACCAAGAAUGCGCCACCCCCUGCGGAAGAACCUGCAGCGACCUUCCUGUGGAAAAAUUUGGUGUCUGCGAGGACCUCCACCCUGCCUGCGUGGCUGGAUGCAACUGCCCGGAAGGCCUGGUGCUGGACCACGAAGGGCAGUGCGUCCAGCCGGCCAUGUGUCCUUGCUUGCACCAGGAGAAGGCUCACCUGCCCGGCAGCAAAAUCCAGAGGAGUUGCAACAGCUGUGUUUGUGUGAACGGGGCCUGGAGUUGCACAGAGGAGACCUGUCCUGGUGCAGUCCUUUGUCCUGGAGAGCUUGUCUACUCCUUAAACGCCUGUCUCCUCACCUGCGAGAGUCUCCUGAGCAACCUCAGCUGCGACGGCGCCUCCGAUGGCUGCGUGUGCCCUCCUGGCACUGUCUUCCUGAACGAGCACUGCGUGUCCCCAGAGGAAUGCCCCUGUCACCACAACGGCCACCUCUACCAGCCCAACGAGACCAUCGCCAGGGACUGCAACACUUGCAUUUGCAGAAAGCAGCGCUGGGAAUGCAGCCACCACCACUGUGCAGCGACCUGCGUAGCUACUGGAGAUCCGCACUACAUCACCUUUGAUGGGCGGGUGUACACUUUCCUGGGGGACUGCGAGUACGUCCUGGUCCGCGAGAACAGCGGUGCCUUCACCGUCACUGCCGAGAACGUACCCUGUGGCACCAGUGGCACCACCUGCACUAAGUCCGUGGUAGUGCUGAUCGGCAGCAUGACCGUUCACCUGCUCCGAGGAAAGGACGUGACUGUGAAUGGCGUCUCGGUGCGGCCGCCCAAGACCUACAGUGGGAACGGGCUGACCUUGGAAAGAGCUGGACUCUUUCUGGCACUCCUCACACAGAUGGGCUUGACAGUGCUCUGGGACGGAGGCACUCGGGUCUACAUCAAACUGGAAGCCAAGUACCAAGGCCGAGUGGCAGGACUCUGCGGGAAUUUUGACGGCGAUGCGGAGAAUGACUUCUCCAGUCAACAAGGCAUUGUGGAGCCCACGGCUGACCUUUUCGGCAACUCCUGGCGCAUCAGCCUCCUGUGUCCUGAAGUCAACGCCGAGGACUUUGAACAUCCCUGCACAGUGAAUUCUCACCGUGCGACGUGGGCUCGGAAGCGCUGCGGGAUCCUCCUUCAGGAUCUCUUUGCCCGUUGCCGUGAGGAGCUGCCCUGCCAACAGUUCUACGAGUGGUGUGUUUUCGAUGCCUGCGGGUGUGACUCUGGAGGGGACUGUGAAUGCCUCUGUACGGCUAUUGCAACUUACGCCGAGGAAUGCAUCCAACAAGGAGUCUCCAUACGCUGGAGAAGCCAGGAACUGUGCCCUCUACAGUGUGACCACGGGAUGGAGUACGACCCCUGCGGCCCCGCCUGUCCGCCGACCUGCCAGAACUUCGGCCUGGAGCUCACCGAGCACUGCCCCAUGGAGACCGCCUCCUGUGUGGAGGGGUGCUUCUGUCCAGAAGGCAAAGUGUUGCAUGGCGGACGCUGCAUUGAUCCGUCAGAAUGCCCUUGCUUCUGGGAAGGCACCCUGUUCCCACUGGGAGCACUGGUGAUGCAAGAGUGCAGGAACUGCUCAUGUGAGGCAGGCCUAUGGCAAUGUUCCGCCCCACUGGAGACUUGCCGUGCCCCCUCCCGCUGCGCCGAAUCAGAAUUUGCUUGCCACAUGGGCGGGCGGUGCAUCCCGAAGGCCUGGAUUUGUGACAAUGAAGACGAUUGUCGGGAUGGUUCGGACGAAUUCUGCCCCUCGAGCUGCACUCCAGACCAGUACCGGUGUGCCGAUGGGCAGUGCAUCCCCUGGGGGUACCGCUGUGAUGGCACCGCAGACUGUGCCGACCGCUCGGAUGAAAAGGACUGCCCCUCACCCGGAUGCUCGCCGCAGGAGUUCCGGUGCGACAACGGACGCUGCAUCGCUCGCCAGGACCGCUGUGACGGGGAGCUGGAUUGUGGGUUUGCUGAUCCCUCAGACGAGGCAGAUUGUGGACCAGCCUGCAGCCUGAGCGAGUUCCGUUGUGCGGCCGGGCGCUGCUUGCCAUACCUGCACCGCUGCGACGGGCAUGACGACUGCGGCGAUUUUAGCGAUGAACGCGACUGCGACUGCCCUCCUGGGGAGUUCCAGUGCCCAAGUGGCCAGUGCCUUCCAAAACUUCUGGUUUGCAACGGCCAGCAGGACUGUCGCUCUGGCAUGGAUGAGGCUUUCUGCCUAGGUCCGGUAACGUGUGCUCCGGGCCAGCUAGCUUGUCCAAAUGCCACUUGCGUGAGCCAUACGCAGAUGUGUGACGGGGUACGCGACUGUGAGGAUGGUACCGAUGAGGACCCAUCUCGGUGUCCAGGGAUACAGGCCACCCCUCUUGUGCCCACCGUUCCGCCAGCUUUUCCUGGAACCCGUCAGCCUGUCAUCAACAGGACCCUGGGGCCACCCUGCGGGCGAUACGAGUUCCACUGCCACAGCGGAGAGUGCCAGCCGCGGGGCUGGGUGUGCGACAACGAAGCGGAUUGCCUGGACGGCAGCGACGAGCUUCACUGCAACCGCACGUGCGAACUGGACCAGUUCCCUUGCGCCCACGGGGCAGAGUGCAUCCACUACCAGCAGCUCUGCGAUGGCGUCCCACACUGCCAGGACCAGUCCGAUGAGAGCAUUGACACCUGCGGCUCCACGCAGAUCCCCCCUUGCCCCGGGUUCUUCAUCUGCAACGACCGGAUGUGCAUCAACGUAACACGGGUGUGUGACAGUUCGCCCGACUGCUCCCAGGGAGAAGACGAGCUCGCCUGCGAAAUCCCGGUGGCUCCACCAGGCAGGAGGAAUCAGACAGUUGGACCGUGUCCGGAAUAUUCCUGUGGUGAUGGCGCCUGUAUUGCCUUUAAACAGGUGUGCAAUGGUCUGGCCAACUGUGCGGAUGGCACGGAGGCUUCGGGUUGGCUGCCCUCUGAUGAGCGGGACUGCGGCCUCUGGACCCCCUGGGCAGCCUGGAGCAUGUGCAGCCGCUCGUGCGGCACGGGACUCCAGAUCCGCCGGAGGAGCUGCACACGGCGAGCGGACGACGUCCUCCGUCACUGCCUCGGAGAGGAGACCCAGGCCCAGCAGUGCUUCCUAGUGGCUUGUCCCGUUGAUGGCCAAUGGCGUGAAUGGGCCACAUGGUCCAACUGCACCGAGGACUGCCGCGGGGUGGUGGUGCGUCACCGCGAAUGUCUCCCAUCCCAGAACGGAGGCCGCCACUGCACCGAAGGCCCAGAUGGAUCCUCCGGUUCAAUAGAAAUCCAGUUGUGUCAACGUGAGGACUGUCUCAAUGCCUCCACUUGCCCGGGAGAGCUGGUGAGCCAGAAGUGCGCCCCGUGUCCCACCUCCUGCACCGAGCUCUCCAGCCGUACAAGAUGCCGGAAGGACAGGCCCUGCCGACCAGGUUGCUGGUGUCCGGAAGGCCUGGUCUUGAACAGCGAGCAGCAGUGUGUGCGUCCGCGAGAGUGCCCUUGCCAAGUGGCCGGUGUCCGCUAUUGGCCUGGCCAACUGGUCAAAGUCAACUGCCGGAUCUGCACUUGCCAGGAAGGACAGAUGAAACGUUGCCGGCAGAAUCCGGAGUGUACAGUGAACUGCGGCUGGUCAGCGUGGUCGCCGUGGGGCGAAUGUCUGGGUCCCUGUGGGGUGCAGAGUAUCCAGUGGUCCUUCCGUAGUCCCAACAACCCCACCAAACACGGCAACGGACGGCAGUGCCGGGGCAUUUACCGCAAGGCCCGGAGAUGCCAGACGGAGCCGUGUGAAGAGUGCGAACACCACGGCCGGACUCACGCCAUUGGUGACCGCUGGCGUUCCGGCCAGUGCCAAGUCUGCCAGUGUUUGCCUAAUCUCACCGUCCAAUGCUCCCAGUACUGUCCCUACAGCGCGGUGGGCUGCCCCGAGGGCCGGGUGCUGGUGAAGGGCCGAGCGGACGCCUGUUGUUACUGCACGGAAGGGGCGGAGAACCAGACAGCCAUCCCGAGUGCUCUGCCUCUGGGACCCCUGGGGACCUCCCGAGCCAGCUCCGCACCCUUCCCCACAGCUCCUCCACUCAGCACAUACCCCCUGCCUCCGCUCGGCGAUCUCUGCUAUGGCCCGCUGGGCAUCGCCUCGCUGCCGGAUGCCAGCUUCACCGCCUCUGCACAACAGCCGGAGAACCCGGCACAUGCCGCUCGGCUAGGCCGCCUGCUGCCCGGGGCUGAUUUGCAGGGUUGGGCCCCUCCGGCAGAAGUGUAUCCGGAGCUGCUCUCUCGGCCCCCCUUCCUGCAAGUGGAUUUGGGGGAGCCCAGGAACCUGACAGGAGUCGUGAUCCAAGGAGCAGGGACCUCAGAUGCCUAUGUGACCAGCUUCUUCCUCCAGUUCAGCCUGGAUGGUGCGAGAUGGCACAACUACCAAGAGGUCACCUCCAGGAGCACCAGGCCUGAGCCAAAGCUCUUCCAAGGAAACUCUGACGACUCGACCCCCGUGGCCCGGACCUUCCAGCGCAUGGUGCACACCCAAUACGUGCGCCUCUUGCCCCAUGACUUCCACAACGGCAUCUUCCUGCGCCUGGAGCUGUUGGGUUGCGGGAAAGUGUCCCCAGAGCAACCAGGGUGGCCUACGUCCCCUCCAGGAUGGAGGCCUUGCUGGGCCGGCGAGUUCGAAUGCCGGAAUGGACGCUGCGUGCCAGCCGGACCCCAUGGAGCCAUCUGCAAUGGAGUGGACGACUGCGGGGACUUCACGGACGAGCUGCGUUGUGGUGUAGCCCCCUCCCUGGAGCCCCCCACCCCAGAGGGCUGCCCAGCUCCCCAGUUCCCCUGCACCUUUUCCAACCUCUGCCUUGAAGCCAGCCAGAGGUGUGAUGGAGUGACUCACUGCCCAGAUGGCACUGAUGAGAUCGGCUGUAUGGCUGUGAGCAGUGUGCCACAGCCUGGCGUCCUCAGCCCAUGGACUUCAGAAAAACAUUGGCAGGUCUCUGUGGCCCCGCCCACUGCGGUGUCCCCAGGUGGAAGGCCAUUGCCUGAGGCCCACAGUCCCACUCCACCAGGUUCUUGCAAUGAGCCGCUCGGCCUGGAGGAUGGGCGUGUCCACUACCAGCAGUUGACAGCUUCCUCCCACCAGGAAGGACAUCCCCCGGAUGCCGGACGGCUGAACAGGGUGCCCAAUGUAUGGAACACAGAGCCAGGAUGGAGCCCACUCCAGUCUGACCCCAAUCCCUACUUCCAGGUGGACCUUCUCCAGCCCUUCUUCAUCACAGCGGUGGCCACUCAGGGUGGAGGCAGCUCUGGGGGAUUCGUUAUACGUUAUCGCCUGCUUUAUAGCAACGAUGGGGUCCAUUUUUGGAACUACACCAAGCCUGGAUAUGGCCCAACCACGUCCCUGCAGGCUCAGGUUCUGGAGGGGAAUUCUGACAGCAGCACCCCGAGACGGCAGGAGCUCAGCCCGACUCUCCUUGCCCGUUUCCUGCGUUUCGUGCCCGUGGAGUAUCACCAAAGCAUUUCCUUGCGCUUGGAGGUGUUUGGCUGCUCCUGGAAGACGGAGCGCGCUGCGGGCCGGUUGACUGCUGCCAGCCACAGCCCCGCCCCAGGAAUAAUCCGUACGAGACCCACCGCCGCUUCCUCACCUCCAGAGAAGCCCCUUGGCACUCCUGCCUGGUUGCCACCUUUCACCAAACCAGAGACUGCGGCAGUUUCCCGGAGCAGCGCAGCGGGGCUGACCCUUUCUCGGCAGUUCCAGAAAACCACCAUGCCAGCUGCCUUGUCCACGGCAAUGCCCGGCAUUCGCUGGCCCACUUCUCAGCCGCCGGCAACUCCCAGAUCGAGCAGUGCUUCAGGAGUGCCCACAUGGCACGUUCUUCCGCACAUCCCUGGAACCCCUGGAUGGAGGCCCACCUUAUCAGUGCCGACUCUCUUGCCCUCUGCUGGGAUGGCCCGGGUCCUUUGCACGCAAGGACAGUUUGCCUGCGAGACCUUUGGCUGCGUGGAGGCUGCUUCUGUCUGUGACGGGCAGCCAGAUUGCGCCGACGGCUCGGACGAGGCCCACUGCGGCGGUCCCACGGCCCCAACGGUCCACACCUUGGGCCCCCAGAUCCCAGUAGAGGGCCCCGGUGCCUGCUCCUCCAAGCAGUUCUCCUGCCAGAGUGGGGAGUGCCUGAGCUCUGAACGCCGCUGCGACCUGCGCCACGAUUGCCAGGAUGGCUCUGACGAAGCUAACUGCGUGGACUGCAUCCUGUCUCCCUGGAGCCCCUGGAGUGAAUGCAGCCGGUCCUGUGGGCUAGGGGUGACCUUCCGGAGACGCGACCUGCUCCGCAAUGCUCUCCCGGGGGGACGUUGCGACCGGGAUGAAUUUGACAGCCGCUCCUGCUUCCUCGGAGCCUGUCCAGUGAACGGAGUCUGGGCCUCCUGGGGCGAAUGGUCGGACUGUGACGCUGAGUGCCGGGGCGGUGUCAGGAGUCGCACCCGGACCUGCGCUGACCCCCCACCCAAGAAUGGUGGACAGCUAUGUCCCGGAGACGCUGUCCAGAUGGAGACGUGCAACCAACAGCCCUGCGGAGAUGCCCGGGACUGCGGCCCGGACAUGGUCUUUGUACAAGCCGGGCAUUGUGCCCGCGGCCUGGUGGACCCUUGCCCACAGACUUGCCGCCAGUUGAGUGUCCAGAGGUCCUGCCAAAGCAGCUGCGUGGAGGGGUGCCGCUGUCCCCCUGGACUCUUCCUGCAGGAGGGGGGCUGCGUGAAUGUGAGCCAGUGCCACUGCUUCUUCGACCACGACCACCGUCGGCCGGGAGAGAUCUUCCUGCGGGAUAACUGUAGUCAGUGCGUCUGUCUGGAUGGCACAGUGACCUGUGACUCGGUGGCCUGUCCUGUGAAGUGUGGCUGGUCAGCUUGGUCUCCGUGGACUCCCUGCAGCCGGAGUUGUGGAAUUGGGAUGCAGCAAAGAUUCCGAUCCCCCUCCAACCCGGCGGCGGCCAACGGGGGUGCCCCAUGCCAAGGAGAUGCCCAGGAGGUACGUGAGUGCCACACAAUCUGCACCACAGAAAUGGCCGUGCUCUGGAGCGACUGGACUCCCUGGUCUCCCUGUUCCAAGACCUGCUUCUAUGCCCCGGAUCUGGUUGGCACGCGAAAACGAUUCCGGCAUUGCAACGGUACCGCACAGGCCGUGGGGUGUGAUGGAGAGACCGUGCAGGAAGAGGAGUGUGACACACCUCUCUGCCUGGUGGAGGGGAUCUGGACUCCUUGGUCGGCCUGGUCUCCCUGCUCGGCGCUCUGCGACUCCGGGGUGCAAACUCGCGACCGGACCUGCUCCAAACCUUCCUAUGGGGCUCCGGGAUGCUCGGGCCCACUGAUCCAGACCCGGGAUUGCAACACACAGCCCUGCAGAGCGCAGUGCCCAGCCAACAUGGUCUACCUGACGGUGGAGGAAUGCCGUCGGAAAGGUGGCGCUUGCCCCCGGCUCUGUCUGGACCAGGACACCCAGGUGGAGUGCACCUCCCCUUGCCGGGACGGCUGCCAUUGCCCCGAGGGUCUCUUCCUCCAGAACGGAACCUGCGUGCCGCUCAGCCGGUGCCCGUGUUACUACCAAGGGGAGAGUUACCCGCAGGGCACCACCGUCCGCCGAGACUCUUGCAACAACUGCACCUGCCAGGAGGGGGCGAUGGUAUGCGGCACAGAACCUUGUCCAGGCAACUGUAGCUGGACCUCUUGGUCCGUUUGGAGCUCCUGCAGCCGGACUUGCAAUGUGGGAACCCGUCGGCGGUACCGUGCCGACGCCGAGCUGGAAGGGCAGAACUGCCAGGGGUCCAAGGUGGAGAUUGAAUUCUGCAGCCUGCAGCCCUGCCCAGGGUCUGGCGUAGAAUGGGGCCCCUGGUCGGCGUGCUCGGUGCCCUGCGGCGGCGGUUAUCGGAACCGGACAAGAGCUGGCAUCACCGUCUUGGGCCGGAUCGACUUCUCAACCUGCAACCUUCAGCCCUGCAAAGGUGAGGUUCCAGGCAUGUGUCCGGCAGGGAAAGAAUGGCGAGAGUGCACCGAAGGCCCAGCUUCCUGCGCGGAGCUCAGCACGGACGACGACACUGGACACACGGCGUGCCAGCCAGGGUGCUACUGCCCCAAUGGCACUGUCUUGCUGAACAACCAGUGUGUGCCGGCGGAGGCGUGCCCAUGUGCCGUAGAGGGGAGGAUCUAUGCUCCCGGUGAAUCGGUGGCCAAAGGUUGUGAGAACUGUUCCUGCAUCGGUGGGCAGGUGGCGAAUUGUAGCCGCGCAGCCUGCGGCGACGUGAACGGUCAGUGGUCCGAAUGGACCCCCUGGAGCAAAUGCUCGGCAUCCUGCGGGCUGGGACUACAAAACCGAUACCAUUUCUGCACGGAUCCUGCCCCUUCCGGGAUUGGAUUACCCUGCCUGGGUCCGGAACGCGAGGAUAAAGCCUGCCAGCUCCAGCCAUGUUCCCGGGCUGGGGAUUGGGGGUUUUGGAGUCCCUGGACGCCUUGCACCGUCAGCUGCGGAGGGGGCCUGCGGAGCCGGAGCCGAGCCUGCGACAGCCCCGCCCCCCGAGGAGGCGGAGACUAUUGCGAGGGACCGCCCACUCAGGUGGAGCCCUGCCACUUGAACCCUUGUCCAGACUUGGACUGUUCCAUUCUGGAAGACUCGGCUUACAGCCGCUGCGGCCCACCCUGUCCUCGCUCUUGUGACGACCUCGCGCACUGUGCGUGGGCUUGUGAACCGGGCUGCUACUGCACCGGGGGGAAAGUCUUGCACGGGAACGGCUCGGCCUGCGUGGAAAAACCGAGCUGCACCUGUUUAGACCUGCGCACUGGUCGACGGCACUCGCCGGGAGAAGUCGUGCCGCGGGCCGACGGUUGCAACAAUUGUACCUGCUCUGACGGGAAGCUGGUUUGCACCAACCAGGCCUGUUCAGUGCCGGGCGGCUGGUGUGACUGGGCGCCAUGGAGCCCCUGUUCCAGGACCUGUGGCAGUGAGAUGGUGACUCGCUACCGGACUUGCAGCUGCCCCAAGCCCCAGCAAGGGGGCCGCGAGUGCGAGGGGGCCCAGGAGUAUCAUGGAGACAGUGGGGUCCAGCUGCAGAGAAGAGCUUGUCUCAUGACCAGUUUCUGCCCAGUCAAUGGCGGCUGGUCCUCCUGGAGCGCCUGGUCUCCCUGCAACGCCUGCCACGGCGUGUCGACGAGGACCAGGGAAUGCAACAACCCCCCAGCUCGGUUCGGUGGUACAGCAUGUCCCGGAGAAGCUCACCAAAGCCGGCAGUGCCACGAUGGAGUUACCGCCUGCAAUGACUGCCAAGGCGGCCAGGUGUCUUUCCCCUGUGGCAAGCCGUGUCCGCGCACCUGUGAGGACCAGCAGCCCGACACCACCUGCGUGGAGAGUCUUGGCUGCCAAUACGCUUGCGCCUGCCCGGAUGGACAGCUGCUCCAGGACGGGGUGUGUGUGGCACCCUCUCGGUGCCGCUGCAAGUACCAGAUGCCCUGGCUGGGUGUCCCCGAAGAGCGGAACCUCUCCUCCUGGUUGGGACUCCCCAAAUGGGAGUACGCUCAGCCCGGGGAGACCAUCUACGCACCCUGCCAGAACUGCACCUGUGUAGAUGGGCACUUGCAGUGCCGGGCAGAUUCCUGGUGCCGCCUGGAUGGUGGGUGGUCCAGCUGGGGACGAUGGUCUCCCUGCAGCCAGACUUGUGGGGAAGGUGUCCAGUACCGUUUCCGGGAAUGCAGCAAUCCGCCCCCACAAAAUGGAGGCCGGGGAUGUGCUGGUGGCGGUGAGCAGCAGAGACUGUGCUGGAAUCCAGAAGAGUGUCCAGCCCUGGGAGGGCAGGUGGCCCCCAGAACCCCCCAAAACACACCGGCACAGCCUCCAGGGAAGAGUGUUCGGCGUCAACAGCUGCAUUCUCCAGGAAGAUUCCCCCAAGGUCGUACUCUUUUUCUUGCCCCCUCCAGAGGAGGAAGCCUGGGACCCCUGGACCCCCUGGUCCCCCUGCAGUGUCUCCUGUGGGGGGGAGAACAGAUGCGCAGCCGACGCUGUCGCCAGCCAGAUUGCCGGGGUUUGUCCACGCAAAGCAAGACCUGCCACACGCACGUCUGUCUCGAGGUGGGCUGCCCCGUGGGCCGCCUCUACCGGGAGUGCUUGGCCGAAGAAGGGUGUCCCUACAGCUGCGCGCACCUCACCCACCAGAUGGACUGCUUCUCGGACGGCUGCGAGGAAGGGUGCCACUGCCCGGCAGGCACCUAUCAGCACAAGGGGGCAUGCGUCCAGGAGUGCCCCUGUGUCCUGAGCGAGGAGGUUCUCCAGGGGUUUCGGAGACAUUCGGCCGAGACCCCCGAUGCGCCUCUGGUCAUCCUCACUGCUGAAGGCCGACCUGUUUCGGCAGAAGAAGAAGUCCAUCCCAACAGUAUCAUCUCCGCCGCCUGCAGCAACUGCUCCUGUCUCAAUGGCCAGCUGGAUUGCAUGUUUGCCCUCUGCCCCGUGGAUGGGGGUUUCACGGCAUGGACCCCCUGGUCUCCCUGCUCUUUGACCUGCGGCGGGCUGGGCAACAUGACCAGGACACGCGAUUGCGCCCGUCCGAAGCCUGCCAACGGGGGGAAGGAUUGUGUCGGCCCUCGGAUGGACAUUAAAUACUGCCAGACCCUGGAUUGCAAAGAAAUGACCCACACCACAAUAGGACCGGUCCCAGCGACCCCAGGGACUGAAGAUGGUGGCCUGACCCCUUGGUCCUCCUGGACGCCCUGUUCCAAGACCUGCAGCGAUCCCGACCUCCCUGCCAUCAAGACCCGACGGCGGUUUUGCCUGGGAGGAAGCGGCUGCCCAGGAGACACUGUGCAGGAACGAGAAUGCAACUUGCCGCAAUGCACAGAGACUCCCGUGUGCGAGGGCAGAGAUUGCCUCGGCCUGAACUGCACCUGGAACCCCUGGUCCCCCUGGAGCGAGUGUUCCCGCAGCUGUGGGGUCGGGCAGCAGCAGCGCCUGCGCACUUACCACCCUCCCGGCCAAGGUGGGCACUGGUGCCAAGACAUCCUGACGGCCAACUUGGAGAGGCGUUUCUGUAACCUGCCGGCCUGUAAAGUGGACGGGGCCUGGUCGAAGUGGAGCCCCUGGUCGUGGUGCGACCGGACCUGUGGGGGUGGGCGCUCCGCCCGCACGAGGACCUGCACCAGCCCGCCCCCCAAAAAUGGAGGGCGCCACUGCCCUGGCGAGAAGUACCACGUGCGCGUUUGCAACCCCCAGCCUUGCGAGGAGUCCUGCCCUCCCAUGAUGCACUGGGUGGGGUGUGCCAACCGGUGCCCCCGGCAUUGCUGGGACCUCCAGGAAGGCAUUGUGUGCCAGGAGAAGGAAGCCUGCGAGCCUGGCUGUCGCUGCCCCGAUGGUACCCUGGAGCAGGAUGGCACCUGCGUUCCCCUCACCCAUUGCGAGUGCACCGAUGCCCAAGGACACAGCUGGGCGCCGGGCAGCCAGUACGACGACGGCUGCAAUAACUGCACCUGUGCCCCUGGAGGGAGGCUUCUCUGCACCAACUACUCCUGUCCUCCCAUCGAGUGCAUCUGGAGUCUCUGGUCCAGUUGGUCCCAGUGUAGCGUCACCUGUGGGAAUGGCCUGCGCACCCGCUUCAGGACCCCCACCUCUGGCUCCUGGGCCCCCGACUGCCUGAAGGAGCAGGUCCAGACCCACCCCUGUGCCUUGGACCCCUGCCCACCUCUGUGCCUGCACGAGGGCCGGGAGACCAACCUGGGCAGCACCUGGCUCCUGGGGGAGUGCCAGCAGUGCAUUUGCACCCCGGAAGGCAUUUAUUGCCUAGACAUCACCUGCAUAGUGCACGGUGGAUGGACCCCUUGGUCCCCCUGGUCCGACUGUCCAGUGACUUGCGGCGGCAGUGUCCAGAUCCGAACUCGUGCCUGCAUCAACCCACCACCACGCAACCAAGGCUUGCCCUGUGUGGGCCCCGAAACCCAGAGCCAGAACUGCUCCACCCAACCCUGCCUAGAAGACGAGCUGUGUCCCUGGUCGGCGUGGAGCCCGUGCUCGCAGUCCUGUGGCACCGGACUGACCUCACGUACCAGGAGCUGUGUUUGCCCGACUGCUUCAGCGGGCACUGAGGGAGGUCCUUGCACCCAGCGCAGCCAUCCGCAGGAGACGGAGGCUUGUUACUUGCAGGCCUGCAGAGAUUGUCCCUGGAGUCCCUGGACCCCCUGGACUCACUGCUCCUGCAGCUUCCUGGUGCAGCAGCGCUACAGGAACCAGAAAGGCUGGGAAACUGACCGGGAACCGUGCCUGGGACUGGAUGGGCAAUUCCGGAUGUGCAAUUAUUCCCAGUGUUCAGAGUCCAGCUGUGCCCCCCCCUUUGAAUUCCGGGCGUGCGGCUCCCCCUGCGACAGCCACUGCUCCACCCUGAAGCACCCGGAGUUGUGCAAGGACAUUCCACGCUGCUUACCUGGUUGUUACUACUGCCCGCAGGUGAGCGCCGGAGAGAUUGACCUGUGGAACCGGCUGGGAGGGCUGGUCAGAGACGGCCAACAGAGGGGUCUGUUGGAGCAGAGGGGUUCGUGUGUGCCCCCCGCACAGUGCGCUUGCCUCCACCCCCACCAGGCAGGGGGCCCCGUCUUCAUGGCGGCCGGAGAAGCCGUUCUGAUUGGCUGCAAGAAAUGUGUGUGCCAGACGGGAGAACUGCAAUGCAGCAGCGAGGAUUGCCAAGGGCUGCUACCGCUGAGCAACUGGUCACCCUGGACAGCCUGCUCUGACUGCUUGCCACUGGUGGCCCUUGGGCCCCGGGCCCUCCCUGCUCUGUUGACCCAGACCGAGGCCUCCUGGCCUUCCCCGCCAGUCCAGGUCUCCAUUCAGCAUCGCUACCGGUUCUGCCUCGACCCGCAGACCGGCAAAAUUUGGAGGGGUUCACACAGUGUUUGCACCGCGGAGCUGGAUCAGCAACGACUUUGCGUUGACGAGACCAGCGCCUGCCAAGAUUUCUGCCUGUGGAGCGGGUGGGGGGCCUGGAGCCCCUGCCGGGCACCCUGCAGUGGGGGUUUCCGUCUGCGCCGACGGGUCGCCCUGCAUUCUGACGCGGAACUGCGCUGCAAGGGACUACGAUACCAGUCGGAGACUUGCAACAUGGCCCCUUGUCCAGGAGAGACGUGCGAGGACCGGGGCAAAGUGUACGAUGCGAAUUGUGCCAACAACUGCCCACGCAGCUGCCUGGAUUUCUGGGAGCAUGUCGAGUGUCUGCAGGGGCAGUGCAGGGAAGGAUGCCGGUGUCCCGAGGGGCAGCUUUUGCAAGAUGGGUCCUGCGUGCCAAUCCCAGCUUGCCGCUGCGGUCUCCCCACAGCGAACGGCAGCGUGGAAGUUCUCCCCGGCCAGUCGGCAGAACUGGAUUGCCACAACUGCACCUGCCAGAACGGCUCCUUCUCCUGCCCGGAGGAGAAGUGCCCGUCUUACGGUGAGUGGUCGGCGUGGAGCUCCUGCUCGGCCACGUGUGGAGGGGGCACCACUCUGAGGCAUCGGUCCUGCCACGAGAACCUCUACGGAGCGCCCUGUGUAGCUGAGUCCAUGGAAGGCGCCGCACACUGCAACUCCCAGCCCUGCCCAGCUGGCUGCAUGUUCAGCGACUGGACCGCCUGGAGCCCCUGCAGCACCAGCUGUGGAGGAGGGGUCUCUGAGAGGCACCGCCAGCUGCUCUCCCCUCUGGGGGAGCCCUGCCCUUCCCCGCUCCUGCAGCACCGCAUAUGCCACCUGCAGAAUUGCACGCUAGAAUGCCCUGGGACCCAAGUCUACCAGAAUUGUGCCAACACCUGUCCACACACCUGCUCCGAUCUGCGGCCAGAAACUCAAUGUCUGCAAGAAGACUGCCAGCCCGGCUGCAUUUGCCCACCUGGCCAAGUGCUGCAGGACGGGCUGUGCAUCCCCCCAGAAGAAUGCCGGUGUGUGAUCGGCCAGGCACCUGCCGCACCCUGGGCUGUCAACUUAUCUGAGGAAGAGCGCACGCAGGAGCAUGGGCCUGGCAGUACUUUCCGACAUGAAUGCAACACCUGUGUCUGCCGGAGGGGCGUCUUCACCUGCACCCAGGAGAACUGUGAUGUGCCCUGCGCCUGGUCCGAGUGGACUCCGUGGUCCCCCUGCCCCGUGACCUGUGGCUCCGGAAACCUGAUCUCCCGGCGCCACCCGAUCCAGCCGCGCAUGUACAAUGGGGCCGAAUGCGAGGGGCCGUCGGUACGCCAGGCGCCUUGCGCUCUCCCGGAUUGUGCCUGCCCGGAGGGCGAACACCACCGCCCCGCCGUUCUGUCAAGUGCCUGCGAGCGCAGCUGCCAUCAGAUCUACGAGGACCUUCCCCGGAACUGCAGCCGGGGGACGGUGUGGGACGGCUGCACCUGUCUGCCCGGGCACUACCGCAAUGGCAGUGGGCACUGCGUGGUGGCUGCCCAUUGCGAGUGUGAGGAGGGAGGCCAGAUGUACUCGGUGAGUAAAAGGCAAGUGGGAGAGCGGGAGAGGUUUAGAUACUCAGUCCAGGGGGAAAUCAAUAUAGCUGCAUUGUUGCUGUUGUUAUUAGCCAUCCCACCUGUGUGCCCGGUCUCCCCUGGGUUCUGCCAGGCUCAUAACCUUUUCUUUGCCCCGACAGCCGAACCUGACCGGCACUGCCGACACUUCACUGAACGUCGCAAUAUUACCAAGGGCCUCUGCUUCUUGGCCGGUGUGGAGGUGGGCUUUUGCAAGGGUCAGUGCGCCUCCCACACCAACGUCAUCCCGGAGGAACCCUACCUGGAGACUGUCUGCGACUGUUGCAGUUACCGACUGGAUCCUGUCAGUCCGGUGCGCAUCCUGAACCUGCAGUGCCCGGGCAGCGAAACGGAACCCGUGGUUCUCCCGGUUAUCCGUGGGUGUGAAUGCAGCAGCUGCCAAGGUGGCGACCUCUCCAAACGUUGACUGAUGCCUCUCCUCCAUGGAUCCAAAUCGGAGUGCAGCGGGGGCACUCCCACUGCAAAUUCUCCAGCCUUCUACAGUCUUUCUUUUCAGUCAAUAAACCAUUUUCAGCAGUU
Molecule: messenger RNA, 17713 nt
Organism: Pantherophis guttatus
Lineage: Eukaryota; Metazoa; Chordata; Lepidosauria; Squamata; Colubridae
Source: RefSeq, a predicted model, not a curated record